GAAGCCCACCCUCCACCCCUGACACCAUGACCCACUGUUGCUCCCCUUGCUGUCAGCCUACAUGCUGCAGGACCACCUGCUGCAGGACCACUUGCUGGAAGCCCACCACAGUGACCACCUGCAGCAGCACACCCUGCUGCCAGCCCUCUUGCUGCGUGUCCAGCUGCUGCCAGCCUUGCUGCCGCCCAACUUGCUGUCAAAACACCUGCUGCCAGCCCACCUGUGUGACCAGCUGCUGCCAGCCUUCCUGCUGCAGCACACCCUGCUGCCAGCCCACCUGCUGUGGGUCCAGCUAUGGCCAGAGCAGCUCCUGUGCACCUGUGUACUGCAGAAGAACCUGCUACCACCCCACGACUGUCUGCCUGCCUGGUUGCUUCAACCAGAGCUGUGGCUCCAGCUACUGCCAGCCCUGCUGCCGCCCAGCCUGCUGUGAGACCACCUGCUGCAGGACCACUUGCUUCCAGCCCACCUGUGUGUCCAGCUGCUGCCAGCCUUCUUGCUGCUGAUCAAGUCCCAAGAGAACCACCAUCCUCACACAACAACCUUCUGCUCAACUGACUUAUCUUUUGGGGGACUAAUUUAAUUUGCUACU
Molecule: messenger RNA, 592 nt
Organism: Pongo pygmaeus (Bornean orangutan)
Lineage: Eukaryota; Metazoa; Chordata; Mammalia; Primates; Hominidae
Product: keratin-associated protein 9-4
Exons: 1
Coding region: 27-506 (159 amino acids)
Cellular component (GO): keratin filament
Source: RefSeq, a predicted model, not a curated record